AACUUAUCUAAACUCUCUCUAUCAGUUGUUUGAUUUUGCUUUUUCACCUUAUAGAAACAGUCAUUGCUUCUUAUCUCUAAUUUUAUAUUUAAUGAGAAACAUAAAGGGCACAAAGUGGAAGACCCUCCAACAAACACACCAUCGCUAUGUUUACCAAGAUAGUAAUAUUACAGGAUCAUAAAACUACAGAUAAACUGAUAACAUAUAAUAAUAACGACUCUCUUAUCUUGUUUCUCUUCAGAUAAUUUUUAGGAUGGCGGCGGUCCAAUAGGAGGAGGGAUGAGGGACUUUUGGCCGGCAGCGCUGGUCUCCGGCCUUUGUCACACAGACCAGCAGGACCCUUUCCCCGUGUGGCAGGAUGGACACGUCACCCCCUGUUUUAACCAGCUCGUCCUCGGAGCCCUGCCUCACGCUGGGAUGGCUGUUUUCAGUGCCUGCUACCUCGGCAUGGCACGGAGCAGCCUCCUCCAGACGUCUCCUCCCUGCGGUUGGACGCUCAGGUUGGUCUCUGCUCUGCUGGCGGCGCUGCUCUUCACUGCAGACGUGGUCCUGGUGAGCCUCCUCCAGCAGGGGGACAUGUACCUGGACAUCCUGGCCGACAGCUGUGCCAUCCUGGCCUGGCUGGUUCACUUCGGCGCCAUAACGGUGCUCCAGAGGACUGUUUUUAGGAGAACCAGAGGACCUACUUUGCUGUUCCUGCUGGUUCUUCUGUCUAUCCCAAACCUGGUUUUCUCUUUAAUGUUUUACUGUGACAAUAAGGAAUAUUUAAGCCUCUCAGAUCCUCUCAGAUUCACACGGUUUGUGCUCACCUCAGUUCGGACGCUCCCUCUUCUGGUUUAUCUUCUAGCAUUUGUAUUCCCCUGUAUCAGUGAUGCUGGUUACACGUUGUACAUUAACGCUGUGGAUGGAUCCCCGCUCCUUUCAGAGAGCAGCCAGCUUGACACGGGUGAGAUGGUGGCGGAGGACGGGAGCAGCUGCGUCUCUCGGCUUUUCUACCUGUGGCUUACCCCUCUGCUCAGGCGAGGGCAGCGAGGCGAGCUCGACAGAGCGGCAGAUGUUUAUCAUCUUCCUCGAAAACUGCGCACCAGUGUGAUCUGUCGGUACUUCCACCAGUGCUGGGAGGCGUGCCGGAGAGGGGCGGCGGUGCAGAACGGGCAGGAUCAGUGGCCCAGGCCGGUCAGCAGCAGCCUUCUGAACGGCAGCUGGAGUUCACACUACCAGGAGGAAUCUCUGGAGCUGGAGGGCGACGUCAGGCUCCUAAGUGUGCUGCACAAGGCAUUUGGGCUGCGAUAUUACCUUCUUGGAGUGCUGAAGUUGGUUGUCAACCUGCUGAGCUUUGCAGGUCCGCUUCUCCUCAGCAGUCUGGUGAACUUUAUGGAGGAAGAGGGGGCUCCGGUCAGCAGGGGCGUCUGGUGUGCUGUGGGGCUUUUUGCCGCCACCCUCCUCUCCUCCAUCCUCCGUAACAUCUUUGUCUUUGAGGUUUCCAAGGUGGCGCUGUCAGCUCGUGCCGCUCUCAUUUCGGCCAUCUACGGCAAAGCCCUGCGGGUCAGCAGCAGCAGCCUGGCCGGCUUCGCUCUUGGGGAGGUGGUGAACUUAAUGAGUACGGACAGCGACCGCGUCAUGAACUUCUUCAACAGCUUUCAUGAACUGUGGACUCUUCCCUUCACCUUCUCCAUCACCCUCUACCUGCUGUACCUGCAGGUGGGGGUGGCCUUCCUGGGAGGGCUCGGCGUGGCGCUGCUGCUGGUCCCUUUCAACAAGUUCCUGGCCUCCCGUAUCCUUAGCAACAACAAACACAUGCUCAGGUACAAGGACAUCCGGGUCAAGCUAAUGACAGAAAUCCUCUUCGGCAUUCGUGUCAUCAAGUUUUACAACUGGGAGCCUCACUUCACUCAGAAAGUGGCCGACUGUCGCAAACAGGAGCUGUCUCACCUCAAGGCCCUCAAGUACCUGGAUGCCAUGUGUGUGUACACCUGGGCCGCUCUGCCCGUGGUCAUCUCCAUCCUCACCUUCGUCACCUACGUGCUGCUCGGACACCAGCUGACCGCAGCCAAGGUGUUCACCACGCUGGCUCUGGUGGGGAUGUUGAUCUUCCCUCUCAACUCGUUCCCCUGGGUGAUUAACGGCAUCCUGGAGGCCAAAGUGUCUCUGGAGCGAAUGCAGCGCUUCUUUGACCUGACCAACCAGGACCUGCAGGCGUACUAUGCCCUCGUGUCUCCUGAAGACAGCCAGACGUCGGUCCUGUUUAAUCAGGGAAAGUUUUCUUGGCAGCAGCUCGACGAGAACAAAGAGAGAGAAACUGAAUCUGGAGCUGCUAAAGGAAGUCUGCAGCUGCACAAUCUCAAUCUACACAUCACAAAGGGCUCUCUGGUGGUUGUGGUGGGGAAGGUCGGCUGUGGGAAGAGUUCGUUACUGGCUGCUCUCACUGGAGAACUCAACAGGCUCAGCGGAGUGGUGUAUGUUGCAGACAGAGACUACGGUUUUGGUCUGGCAGCUCAGGAGCCGUGGAUCCAGCAUGCGUCCGUCCGGGACAACAUUCUGUUCGGCAAAGACUACGAUACCUCCUUCUACCAGGCCGUGAUCGAGGCCUGCGCACUCUCAGACGACCUCAACGUUUUGCCGAAUGGUGACAGGACAAAAGUGGGAGAGAACGGAGUGACUCUGAGCGGAGGACAGAAGGCUCGAGUGGCCCUCGCCAGAGCUGUUUACAUGGACAAAGACAUCUACCUCCUCGAUGACCCGCUGGCUGCGGUCGAUUCAGACGUGGCCGAACACCUCAUGCAGAAAUGCAUCGUUGAACUCCUCAGAGGAAAGACCCGAGUCCUCUGCACGCACCGCAUCGAGUUUGUGGACAAAGCGGACUCUGUGAUCCUCAUGGAGAACGGGACGAUCGUCAAAAUGGGCUCACCAGCAGAAGUCCUUCCUCUGGUAGAGGCGGUGCCGAAAAAACGGAAGAAUGACCAGAACACGAAGGAGAAAGCAGAAGGUGUGGAGCAGGAGGAGGAGGAGUCGGGCUCACCUGCUGAUCUGUGUGCGGACAAUGAUGCUGACCCCUCGGGGGCGGAGCAGAAACAGGCGGGGGGGCUGGCGUGGAAAGUUUACCGCAUCUACUGGGUGUCUGUGGGCAAAGUGCUCGCCGCCUCCAUCCUGUUAUCUCUGCUCCUCAUGCAAGCCUCUAAGAACAUUUCCGACUGGUGGCUGUCACACUGGAUCUCAGAGCUGAAAAACAACGGUUCCACUGGGAGGAAUGGUUCCUCCUCAGCUGCCUUCAGUUCACCUCAGCUGCUGCUUUUCUCACCAGGAGGCCUGAUGUCACCUCUCUCCUCGCUGCAAACGCUCCCUUCGACCAAUUUGAGCUCAGACGUCAGGUUUUAUCUGACGGUGUACGGCUCCAUCGCUGCAGCCAACACUGUCUUCACCGCCCUCCGAGCCUUCCUCUUUGCGUACGGAGCCGUCUGCGCCGCAACGGCCAUCCACAACAGACUCCUGGAUCGAGUCCUUAAGGCCACAGUGACCUUCUUCGACACCACUCCGCUGGGUCGCAUACUCAACCGCUUCUCCUCGGACCUGUACAGCGUGGAUGACAGUCUGCCAUUCACCCUGAACUCCUUACUGGCCAACGGCUUCCGCCUGCUGGGCAUGCUGGUGGUGAUAAGCUACGGCCUGCCCUGGGUCCUAGUGCCCUUACUUCCUCUGGCUCUGCUCUACCACCGCACUCAGCACUUCUACCGGCACACCUCUCGGGAGCUGAAGCGCCUGUGCAGCCUCACCCUGUCGCCCAUUUACUCGCACUUCUCUGAGACGCUGACCGGCCUGGGAACCAUCCGGGCCAGUCACAGCUCUGCCAGGUUUGAGGAGGAAAUCGCCAAGCGUCUGGAGCAGAACCAGCGCUGCCUGUUCCUCAGCAAUGCUGCCAUGCAGUGGCUGGACAUCCGCCUGCAGCUGAUUGGUGUCACUGUGGUGACGGGCCUCGGGGUGAUCGCUGUGGUCCAGCACCAGUUGGAUUCAGUUGAUCCAGGUCUGGUGGGUCUGUCUCUGUCCUAUGCUCUGUCCAUCACAUCCCUGCUGUCUGGCCUCAUAUUCAGCUACACUCAGACAGAGAUGCAGAUGGUAAGCGUGGAGCGGACUGAGGAGUACUCUACCGGCCUGCCGACCGAAUCGCAGCAUCAAAACAAUCAGUUGCCCCCGGCGUGGCCCGAGCAGUGCUGGUUGGAGUUCCGUAAUGUGGUUUUGGCAUACAGGGAAGGUCUUCCUAACGCUUUGGAUGGGGUGAGCCUGGUGGUGCGACCCGGGGAGAAAGUAGGCAUCGUGGGGCGAACGGGCUCUGGCAAAUCCACCCUGUUCUUGGCCCUGUUCCGUAUGGUGGAGCUCAACCAGGGUCAGAUACUCCUGGAUGGGCUGGACAUCAGCACUGUAGGUCUGGCUCAGCUCAGGUCCAGGUUGGCCAUUAUUCCUCAGGACCCCUUUCUUUUCAGCGGGACCAUCAGGGAGAAUCUGGACCCCUGUGGGCGACACCUGGAUCAGCAGCUGCUGGAUGUUCUGGACCAAUGCCAUCUCAGCUCUGUGGUUAACAGGAUGGGUGGUUUGGAUGCUGAGGUGGGAGAGAAAGGAAAAGCCUUCUCUGUGGGACAGAGGCAGCUCCUGUGUCUGGCGAGAGCUCUGCUGACUCAGGCCAAGGUUCUGUGUAUCGAUGAAGCAACAGCCAGCGUGGAUCAGAAGACGGACAAACUACUGCAACAGACCAUCAGAGCAAAGUUUCAGGACAAAACCGUACUCACUAUCGCUCACAGGAUCAACACCAUCAUGGACUGUGACCGGGUGCUGGUGAUGCAAGCUGGGAAGGUGGUGGAGUUCGACACACCUGCUGCUCUCUGCCAAACCGACCAGUCCAUCUUCCAGAGGCUGGUCGGAGGGAGAGAACAGUGAGAUUAACAAAAAAAACAAACACUGAAAUCUGAAGAUAAUAUUUUUUUUUACUUUAAUCUGGGAAGUUUUGCUGAGAACUUGAAGCCUUUUUCAGCGCCGUCCUGAAACUUUUACAUCACACACCGAGACUACGCUUCUUCUGUCAGAGGAGAGAAAUGGUGAAAUGAUGACGUGGGGUUUAAUAACAUUGUGUUAUUUGUGCUGACAUUUAGUUUCUUUUAAUUAAUUAUUUAAUGCAGAUGAAGGACUUAUUGUCUUCUAAAUGUUGUUCUUGAUAAAGUGAAAAACACUUUCCUUAGAUGACUGUUUUUUAUCUGGUUGAGCUCAAUUCUGGGGACAUUUUCUAACAUUUUUAAGCAAUACAUUUGCACUGCAUUAUGAUCCUGCUGCAAUUAGAUUUAAUAAUGCUCUUAACUGGGACCAGUACUUACACACAACUCUCUGCACUCAACCAGUCCAUCAUCAUCCAAACUUUCGACUCGAUCGACUCCAGAAUGCGCUGGGAAAAAUCACCCAAUCAUAGAUGUGCAUAUUAUGGCUAACAGCUAGUUGCACUCAUGUCUGAAUAAUUUAAAAAUAAAUCAAAAUUUUAAGAGGAUGAAAUGUAAAAAGUCAUGCUACUAAACAUCUGGGGGAAAAUCUUGCUUCCAAUCUUAUUAUAUGUUAACCCAGAUUGAGUUGGAAAUAUGUUUUAGUUGAGUUAGCAGCUCUCUAACACAUAUUAACCCUCACCUCCUAUUGUAUAGAAUACUGUGGGGUAUAUUACAGCUCUUAAACUAUGGAUUUAUGCAGGAAAACAUCUGCAUACAGGCACUUUUAUUCUGGACCUCUUGUUUUUUUCUCAUGCAAACACACACACAAGGAUGCCAAGCCAUCCUGAAAACGGUUAAACCAUAGACUGUAUAUAAGAAAUAGACGUAACAUCCAUGACGUCACCCAUUGCUUUGUGGACUGCUGCUCGGAAGCCAAUAGUUUCGGAUCUGGGUAGCGCCAUCUUGAAAAUUUCCUGUGCAUGCCGGGUAAAAAAAAACACGGAUCCUACUUAUACGGGCAUCAGGAGGGGCAUGAGGUGCCCCCCUGAACCUGUGAACCAAUCAACCUGUCAAUCACGACGUAGCCACGCCCUAAUGCAUACCCUGCUUUAUCGUCACAUAUAAAAUCAGGGAGGCCAAAAUGUCCCAAAUGAACAUCAUACUGCAUUGAAGAAGGCUUUAAACUAGCGAUUGAGACCAUAAACACAUUUUGAAAACGUUUACUGAGGUUAGAAAUCAAGUGAGAAGUUGGUGAAUUCUCCAUUGACUUGUAUAGAGACGGAAGUCCUUUUGACACCAAAACGGUCGCCCCCUGGUGGCCUUUUGAUAGAAUGCAGUUUUAAGUUACUUCCACGUUGGCAUCAUUUCGGAGGCCCGGAACUCCCCGCCUGGGUUAAACCCUUCUCCAAUGAUCUACAGGGGGCAGUAAUGUGCCAAGAAAUGCUGCAGUAUGCCAGAAAAGGCAGUGAAGAAGACUUUAAGCUAAUGAAUGAUUUAAGAAGCUUAAGAAAUCAGCUUUGCUUUUUAUGAGGAAGGAAUGGCAUUUAGAUCUCAAGGAUACACACAAUUACUUUGAGUUUAAAUGCAAUUUUUUAAAAUAGAAAACUCCACACAGGCCUCUUUUUUUUAAUGAGUGCCAAGAAAAUCAAAUCUCACUGCACAUUUGUCUCAAUCCGAUCAGUCGAGCCAGGCUCUCUUCGAGGUUUCUUUCCAUUAAAGGGCAGUUUUUGCUGUCACCAAAUGCUGCUCAUAGAUUAGAGUACAGUCUAGACCUGCUUUAUGUGAAAAGUGUCAUGUGAUAACUUCUGUUGUGAUUCAGUGCAAUAUGAAUAAAACUGACAACACUAUUUAACCCUUACAUACUGUUUGUAUUCUGCAACCUCACAGUAAGAAGCCUCUCAUAAAAAGUGUCUGCAGAUGUGUUUAAAAAACCUUAAAUAGUCGAUCUAACCUUGAAACCUUGAUUGAUGUUUCAGAGCGCAGAGAGAGAGUCGAGAAACAACAGCCCCUAUCACACAAUAUCAUGUCCUAUUUUACCUAAGACAUGAAAAUAUAACAUAUUAUUCAAAUGUUAUUUUAUAUGUAAAGUGAAAAUGAACAGAACUUUAUGGAGCUGUGGGGUUUAUUGUAUAACCAUUAGAGCCAUCAGUCUUCACUGCUACAUCAUAAAAACAAAUCCUCAUAACUACUAUCUUAUUAAAACUAUUAACUAUUCAUUUAAUUUAAACACAUGUCAAUAGAUACGGAGAUAUCACCUAAACAGUAUGUAAGGGUUAAAUGGUUUUUCAGUCACAGUCAGGAAAGAAGCGUCAUUAACCUUUAUGUCGUCCUCCCGGGUCAAAUUGACCCCGUCUGUUUUAACGGUUCCUUCUUUCUUCCUUCCUUCUCUUUCUUUCCUCCCCCCUACCUUCCUCCCUUCCUUCCUCUGUCCUUCUUUCCUUCCUUCCUUCCUCCCUUCCUCUUUUCCUUUCUCCCUCCCUCCCUCCUUCCUUCUUUCCUCCCUCCCUCCUACCUUCCUUCUUUCCUCCGUCCUCCCUCCCUUCCUUCUUCCUUCUUUCCUCCGUCCUCCCUCCCUUCCUUCUUCCUCCCUUCCUUCCUUUCUCCCUCCUUUCCUUCCUUCCUUCCUUUCUUUCCUCCCUUCCUUCUUUCCUUUCCUCCCUCCUUUCCUUCCUUCUUCCCUCCUUUCCUUCCUUCCUUCCUUCUCUCCUUCCUUCCUCCCUCCCUUCCUUCCUUCCUCCUCCCUUCCUUCCUUGACUCGAGGACAACAGGAGGGUUAAUCUGAAUGUCAGUAAUCUGUGAUUUCCCAAAAUGUCAUCUUUUAAGUUUGGGUCACUUUGCAAUCAUUAAGUUUCACUUACUGUUAUAUAAGUUACAUUUUUUUGUUGUUAAAUUAAGUCUAAAUGUAGAUUUAUCUUAAAUAAAAUUGUAUAGUUUAUUGCAUGUUAAGAUCAUUUUCUUCUGUCCACAGGGAACAAGUGGAUGUAAUUCAUUCACAAAGGGAGAUUUAUUAUAUGUAUGUUAUGGAAAGUAAUCAAAGGUCAGAGGUGUCAGAACUUGUCGUUGUCACGUUUACUUCUCAUGAAAACGAAAAUACAGGUUUUCUAAGUGUGUGUUUUUUUUAUAAUGAAGAAAUAAAGUCUC
Molecule: messenger RNA, 8099 nt
Organism: Scomber scombrus (Atlantic mackerel)
Lineage: Eukaryota; Metazoa; Chordata; Actinopteri; Scombriformes; Scombridae
Gene: abcc10
Product: ATP-binding cassette, sub-family C (CFTR/MRP), member 10
Exons: 21
Coding region: 280-4926 (1548 amino acids)
Biological process (GO): transmembrane transport
Cellular component (GO): membrane
Molecular function (GO): ATP binding; ABC-type transporter activity; ATP hydrolysis activity
Source: RefSeq, a predicted model, not a curated record